CAUCUUUCCGCUCAACAUAAAAGCAAUAUGGCGGAAGUUUUCGCUAGUUGAUUUCUACGCAAUGACUUUUUUCUUUAAUACGACAUCCUAACCCUCUUGAUGUCAAUUUGAAGAUCUUAAAAACGAAAAAAAUAGGUAUUAGGAAACACUUUCAACUAGCAGAAUGCUAGUUCCGUCAGAGAUUUGCUUGGUGUUUUUGGUUCUAGCACGAGUGAUAGCUGUUCGAAGUUUCACCGAGGAGAAAGAACAAGACAAGUAUACUACAGCUCUCUUGAAUAUUACCUAUUGUGACCCACACAGAAAACACUGUGAUGUGAGUGUAUCGAAAAAGGGCGCUUAUGGCACCCAUAGUAUGCAAGAAGACGCAAGCGGUUGGCUUUAUACGUUGAACGAAGACAACGAAAACGGUUGCGAUGAGUUUAGCAUCGAGGUACAAGUCCGUCCUUGGAUCGCUCUGGUGCGAAGAGGAUCCUGUAGAUUCAACACAAAAAUCGCAAACGCUUUUAAAUACAAUGCCACCGCAAUUAUAAUCUACGAUUCUCAAGACUCUGAUGACGUUAUUACCAUGCUCAAUGCCGGGGCGCCUAAUUUGGUUUCUGUGAGUAUAACGAAAAGACUGGGUGAAUAUUUAGCCGAUAAACUUCGUAACAAUUCGCGAGCCAUCUACGCGGAGAUCCUUGUCGGAGAAAAACACUCGAAAUGGCGGGUGAAUCCUACUUCAGUUCUCUUCGUCUCUGUGUCGUUUAUUGUGUUAAUGGUAAUAUCGCUAGCCUGGUUGGUGUUUUAUUACGUUCAGAGGUUUCGCUAUGUUCAUGCCAGGGAUAAAACCGAGAAACGUCUCUCAUCUGCUGCCAAAAAAGCAAUAGCAAAGCUCCCAACUCGUACUGUGAAGAAGGAUGAAGAAGAGGAAAUAGAUAGCUGUCCAGUCUGCCUUGAUGGCUACAAGAGCGGAGAAGUUAUUCGAAUAUUACCAUGCAACCAUGAGUAUCAUAAAUUGUGUAUUGAUCCCUGGCUAGUGGAACACCGCACGUGCCCUAUGUGCAAGCUCAACAUCCUGAAAGAACUGGGCGUGCCUUCGUCAACAGAGUCCCAGGUCAGUCGUAAUAUAGAGGUGGCCACAGUAGAGCCUCAAGACUACGAGGACCAUGCCAGUGCUGUCGACAAUCCCGUCCUGUACCUGGGUGACGUGGAGCCUGGCUCUCUGCAAUCAUCGAGGCGACCCAGUUGCGGAGGGGAGAGCUCUGGGAGUUCUGAUUCAUCUGCCAGAGUUCUCCACAUCAGUGCAGAUGUGAACUGGGAAAGAGAUGAACAGUCCAGCUCAACUUCGAAUCUUGUAGAUUCAACCGUAAGAACGUGAAGCUUGGCCAUAAUGAUAACAGAAGGGGACAACCUUCUGGCCACAACUUGCUUGAUGAGCAUCUAAUAUUUUCACCUGGCUGUGCUUCCAGCCCAAGGGAAGGAAUAAGUAAAAAGCUGUAAAACCCAGAAGCAAACAAUGGUCUGUCCAUCCAUGAAGUGAUAUUGUGGAGUUGUGUUUCUGGAUCAUUUCAGGCGUGUACCCAGGAUUAACUUGUGGGGGGGGGGGGGGGGGGGUGGUGGGCAGUCAUAGGUAGGUUAUGGAAAAAGAAUAGGGUUCGAAGAUUACUUAUUUGCAGCCUGCGAACCCUAUGUAUGCCUGCCUGCGUUGUCCAGUGGCAAGUGUAAGAUUUUUGCAUGUAGUUAAGGUGUCUCACAUCUGGGUUUUUUAAUAAGUUUGCUUGAUAUUGAUUUUUCAAGGGAGUAAAUGGUAACAUUUAGGCCUGUACCCAGGUUUUCUUUUGGGGGGUGGGGGGGGGAGGGAAUGAGUUCUCUAAAAAAUCUGACCACCCCGAAAGAACAAAAGGGAUUCUUUAUGCCUUUGCAGUAACUUCGGAUUUGGCUACGUACCAAAGUGAUCUAGCUUAUGUUUCAUAGUUUCGUCUACAAAUAGCAUGUCCAUUGGGAACCGAAAGUGGACCUUCGGCUGUAUACAGGUGUACACCUAUUUAUUCAAGGCACAAGGCAAGAAUCUAUGUAUUGUAACCAGCAGUGCUUCAUGAAGAUCAAAUAAUUAAUCCAAUAAGCAUUUCAAAAACAAAUCCAGGUUAGCUUAGCAUUCUUGUUAAUUGUUCCAGUAAAUGUUCACAGGGCUACAGGGCCAAAGCAGGGGGUGGGGCACUGGGUGCAUGUGCCCCCCCCAAAUAUUUAAAAAAAUAUAUAAGGAAAUGACCAGUAGGGGCGUGGCUGUCCCCCCCCAUUGUUUUUUAAUGUUUCUGUAUCGUGCCUCCCCCAAUAAUUCAAGGCCUGCUGUGGCUAUGGGCUUUCAGAUACUAUUUAUGUUUCCCAUAGGUAUGACACAUGAAUUCCCAAGUGCAACUUGAGGACUACUAGGUGUCUUGGUAGUUUGUCAUAAAACAAUAAUUUAUGAUGGGCUAACAAGAAAAAAUACAAUUGGGCUGCCAAAGACAGAAGGCAGUGGCUGGGUAAAGUUUAAUAUGCUUCAGGGGUUUAUUUACUUUAUUUUAUUUUUAAAAAAAUGUAGUCAUUUGGGGCUUCUUAGAGAGUACGCCGUAAUUAUACAUUUCAAUUUUCUGUAUUUCAAUUUUGUUAUGCAAGUAGUCAUUUGAUGGACUUGUAUUUUCCAAUUGUUGUCUUUUGUGAUAUACUUUAACCAUGAAGUGUGAUAGAAGUGGGGCUGAAGUAUGAUGAUAUUGAAGAGAACUCGCUUGGAUUGGACUAGUUCAUAAGGAUACUCAGUUGUACAGGACUCAUCAUAAACUCCCUUCCUAUAUUCCCAUAAAAAAUAUUGGAAGGUUCUUUGCCAGUUAUGUCACUUCUAAGUCUUCACAAUAUUUGAUUUGUCCUUGAAAAUGGGAGCAGUAAAAUGGAUAGCCCACUUGUACUUCUCCAUAAAUAUUCCCCUUUAUUGAAGGUCAUGCUUGCAGUUGGUUUUAUUUGAUUGUAGAGGUUUUUAUUAUAAUUUUGCAAUCUGUUUUUACAGUGUGACGGUGUGACAAGUAAACAUGAACAGAGGAUAUAUGUAUGGAAUGCUGGCUUUGACCAAUAACUUGGGAGAUUUGCAAAAUGUCAACUAGGGACAGUUCUCAAGGCUUGAACUCUCGCAACUUGCCAGGAGACAAUAAGUAUUCCAUGCAUAAUUUUGUUGUUCGUGGUUUUACAUGCCACAUUGUAAGGUACACUAAUUUGGUUUUUGUAGUUAAAAUGGGACUGCCUCUAAAACGUAAAAGCACAUUAAAGCACAUUAUCUGGGUAAUUACUUUGACAAUACAAUAAAUAAAAGCAGGAUAUUAUCAGAAUGGAAAUAUUUCUAUAGAAAUGUUUCUAAAUAUAAGCAAAUUAAUAAUUCACACCCUAAACAAAUUCUUACCAUAUUCCUGCAAAAGUGUUAUAUUAGGAUACUUUUGUUUAAAGGAAUAACCCAUUAGUGCCUUUCCCAUGAAUGCUUACCUAUAACUAUUUUAUUUCUUACAAUAUUUACCCUAUGGACGUAGGCACCCAUGUUAUCUACAGUUAUGUUCCAUCUUGAAUGUUUUGGAACACUAGGUUGAAAAAACUGUUGGUUAAGGAAUGACCAUUUGAUCUUUUAAGAGGGAGGAAUUUUCUGUCGAAUGAGUUUUCCCCUUAGGGAAAGUCAUAUGCAGGACUUUCAGACACCCUGGUUCUAUCUCGUGACUUUUUUUUACAAUUACUAAAAAAUCAAUUCAGUCUAAAUCCCCUUGAUAAAUAAGUCUGAAAUUUUUUCCACCCUACAGCUUCAUUCUAUUAGUAGAAUGUCAAGUAAUGCAUGGAAUAUGUCUAACAAAAUAACAAAUUUUCAAAAUAAACCAAGCAAGUUGGAUACAGAUUUUUUUUAAGGAAAUGGCUAUUUUUCACUUUUUUCAAAGAUCAAAUUGUCGUCCCUACGCUAAGGUUAUAUCCAAGUAAAAAAAUGAAAAUUUAAGUUAAAAGUCACCACAUUUAUUCCUGAGAUGUAGUAUAGCAUUAAUCCAUAAUAUUGCUUUUAUUAAAAUGUAUGGAAUCAUAAGUAGUCCGUGUAAAUUUAGAAAACCAAGUUGGUAAUAAUAAACAAAGAAUAACAAGA
Nematostella vectensis (starlet sea anemone) is the source of this 4120-nucleotide messenger RNA. Its product is annotated as RING finger protein 150. The transcript is spliced from 6 exons. NCBI's taxonomy places the organism in Eukaryota, Metazoa, Cnidaria, Anthozoa, Actiniaria, Edwardsiidae. The record is from RefSeq and is a predicted model, not a curated record. Bases 164 to 1357 code for a protein of 397 amino acids.